AUGAUGGACUACGCUCGACUUCGACGACGGCAUCAGAGAGGGGGAUUGACAUGGGAUUUAUGGUUGUUGACGAUGAUGGCAAAAAUGUGGCUGGGAGUGGGGAUGGGAUGGAGAUGGAUAGCAGCGAUGGCGGUGCCUGAUGUGAUGACGCUUGUGAAGAGGGAGGGGGUGGACGGCGGUGGAUUGCGGGUGUUUGUGAGCGGCACGUUGUGCUAUGAGUGCGUGAUGAGGAUGGGCUGUCUUUCUGCCUUCUGCGAGAUGAGGAUGACUGUCGUGGAGAAGGUGCUGCCAAGUCUUUGCGACUCAGAUGAGUGGCGGCUGCCGUCAGCUCCUCAGGCGCGAAUGGAUUGCUGCGUGAACGUGGUCUUUUCUGUUGAGGUUCGCUGA
Molecule: messenger RNA, 387 nt
Organism: Strongylus vulgaris
Lineage: Eukaryota; Metazoa; Nematoda; Chromadorea; Rhabditida; Strongylidae
Source: the annotation of a GenBank genome assembly